AGAAGCAUCACCUUCGAUACAUAUUGGACGCAGAGAGGGGGUCUUCUGUUUUUGGGAAGUGAGUAUAGAGGAAAAAAACAAAAUUUGAAUUUGAAAAGCUUGUUUGGUUCUUUCAAACCUGAGAGCCAAAGAUUCCUUCAUUUUGGUCCUCCUAAAUUUUCAAAAUUUUCUACCCAAGUCUCCGUUAUCAAACUUUUAAUAAACUAGGAAGCUUAGUUUUUGUUACAUUUGAAAUUAUCUCGAUGGUCUUGUGAAUACUCGACAAAAUCAUGGUUUUGUUACAUUUUGGUUCAAUUGAUUAUGUAUGUUACUACGUCAAGAACUUCAUUUCCAACAUACCCGUCUGAUCUAUACAAUAACUUCAUUUCCAACAUACCCGUAUGAUCUAUACAAUAUUCCAUCGGUCUUACUACUUGCGCCGCUACCUGUUUUCGUUCCAUUCGAUACUUGGAUGCGAAUGUGAAUGCGCGCGCUGUCUAUCGAAAUGGUCAUUACAAUGGGAAAAGAAAGGAGUACAGAACAUGAAGAUCCAAAGGAGUAAAUGAAAGGGAAUUGUAUACCAGACUGUUAUUAUUAUUAAUGGAGUACAGUUAUAAAGUGGAAUUAAUGCAAGGAGGGUAUUGCCAGACUGCCAAAGUGGGUCUAUGGUUAGGUAGACAAGAGAUUUAUGUAGGUUGCUGUCCUUGGGGAUAAUAUCCAUGUUAGUAGCAGUUAUUACUGUCUUCUGAAUUAUUGAGUCCUCUACUGUAGCUGGAUCCAAAUCAGUAAUCAAUCUUAGAGGAAAAAAAGUUAAUCUGAUUUGAUUGAAUUAGAGUGUAUAAUGACCCAAUAAGGAUUGAUUUUGAUUACUUUCCUUCACUUUCUCUAAUCUCUGAUAGUGUUCACACAUCUGCAGCAGUUUUUGCAGGGUUUUUUUUCUAAAACAGUUUGGAGGCCUUUUACCCUUCAAUCUUUGUCCCUUUGGAGCUUUGAGCAAAUGCCAAAAUCAAGGUCAGUAACCCUGCAUCCAGUUAUCCACUGGAUUCGAUAUUGAGACGAUUGUGUCAACUCAUUGUCCGCAUUUUGAAUACUGAAUUUCGAUAUAUGUGACACUGUCCAAAACCCACCAAAUCCGUCAUGAUAAGUUCAUCUUGAUCAUUUCUUUUUUCAUCUUUCAAUUUGUACCGUCGUGUUGCUGAUAUCGUGCUUGUUACAUCUGCAACCCAAUGGUAGAAACAGACGAGGAAAAUCGAAAAUGAUAACAAUGACUUAUUAGGACGAGUUUGAUACUGUGUAUCAAUGUCGGUAUAGUGAUCUCUCUUCUAUGUUUGUGUCUAAUAUCAGGGGAUCGUCAGAAAUGCCUCAAAGGCAAUCGCCACGAGGCUCGCACACGCUAAGAACAUCAUCCACCUCCGACUCCGCGGGCGCCACCACAGACCGUAGCCCCAAAGUCUCCGACCACCGUCGCUCCCCUCGCGGCGGGCCACAUUCUGAUCCACCAGUGCAGCAGAAGAAGCUCGGCACGCGAAUUGCCGAUCUCGAGUCACAACUGGGACAAGCUCAGCAAGAGCUCAAGAGUCUGAAAGAACAACUGGCGUCGGCGGAAGCUGCCAAGAAUGAAGCACAGAAGGAGCUCGAGAGCAAGUCCAGUAAGAAACCAACCCAGCCCAAUCCACAACCGGAUGAGGUAGCAGGAGAAGAAGAAGAAGAAGCAGUUCUUGCGCCGGAGGAUAAUGAUCGGGAGGAAACCGACGUGUUUGAAGUUCCUGCAGUGGAAAUCAAGAAGGACGCACCAAAUCCUCCUUCCCCUGAAGUAGAGAUGGCUCUGAAGAAGCAUGAGGAGGAGAUGAAGGAGCUUCGAGCGAAGCAGGAGGAGAUGGAGAAGGAGCUGCUGGUUUCGAAUCAGGAGAAGGAAGAGCUGAGAAAGCAGCUCAAUGAAGCGGCUGCAAGGAUUGAAUGUAGCAAGGCGAAGGAAGAGGAAACGCGAUCAAGGUUGAGUCAAUUGGAGGAAGAGGUCGAGGCGAGCAGAGGGAAUGCAGCGGAGUUGGAGUGCCAGCUGGAGGCGGUGAAGGAAGGAAAGGAAAUGUUGGAAUGUGAGAUGAAGAGGAUGAGAGUUCAGACGGAGCAGUGGAGGAAAGCAGCAGAUGCUGCAGCAGCAGUGCUAGCUGGUGGAAAUGGGAGGUUUGUAUCUGAUCAGAGGUGUGCUUCCAUGGAGAAGCCGUUCGGUGGUGGGAGCAUGUUCGAGACCCCGGCUGGCGGGUAUGGUGCCGGCUACGCUGGUUCCCCUGGGUUUGGUGAUGAUAUGGAUGAAGGGUAUGGAAGUGGCGGGAAGCAGAGGAAGGGAUCUUCAGGGAUCAAGAUGUUUGGUGACCUGUGGAAAAGGAAGACCCAGAAGUGAAAGUGAGUAUGAUAUGUGUGCAGCAUAAUGGAGAAUGGUAUUUUUGUUGAAUGGCUGCUUGCCAUUCAGGUAAUGUGUCAUGUUUUGUUAAUGGAGAAGAACAAUGGAUGACAAUGAUGGUAUAUCUUUGUUAAAAAUGUUUCAUCAGCUAAAUGUAUGAGUAGACCUUUUCGUUACAAAAGAAACACAGGAGUAAAGA
This is a messenger RNA of Linum trigynum, 2576 nucleotides long. Lineage: Eukaryota; Viridiplantae; Streptophyta; Magnoliopsida; Malpighiales; Linaceae. The record is from the annotation of a GenBank genome assembly.